GUUUAUUUGACAUAGAAGCUGCACGGAAAAUAUUAUAUCAUUUUUCCUUUUUCUCUACAUUGAAAAACUUUUCCUUCGAUUUCGAAUCCUUUAUCAAUGUUCAUUUUAUUCACCAGGCUACGAACUGAUCCUGCGUGACCCUUACGCCGCCCGCUAUGGCCAAUGAAUUGGUCGACCCAUUUCACCUUAAUGUAUUAAGCUUGAACUGCUGGGGUCUCAGAUUCAUUGCCAAAGUAAGAAGGGAGCGUCUUAAUGAGAUCGGUGUGAGGAUUGCGGCCAAAUCCCCGCCUCCGCAUAUUGUCGGGUUGCAAGAGUGUUGGACGCAAGAAGAUUAUCUUGCUAUUCGAGAACACACGCAACAUAUACUGCCAUACGGGAAGUUCUAUCAUGGAGGAAUAUUUGGAGCAGGAUUGGCUAUCCUGUCAAAAUGGCCAAUCGAGGAAAGUUCCAUGAUUCAGUAUCCUAUGAAUGGAAGACCUACGGCUUUUUUCCGCGGUGACUGGUUUGUUGGCAAGGGCGUUGCGUAUGCUCGGAUCCGUUACGGACCUGGGAUUGCAGAUGUUAUCGAAGCAUUCUGUACACAUAUGCAUGCCCCUUAUGAAAGAGAACCAAAUGACUCUUACAUUUGUCACCGAACAGCUCAAGCUUGGGAAUUCGCAAAGUUAAUUCGAGGCGCAAUUGAACGCGGUCACCUUGCUUUGGGCAUGGGCGAUUUCAACAUGCUUCCAUUGUCCUUUGCGCAUGAGCUAAUUACCAAACAUGCUCCAGUUCAUGAUGUCUGGCGGGUGCUUCAUCCGGACUCUUCUAUUGGGGCAUCUGUAGACAGCGCAGAGAAAGCGCGAGGCCGUCCUGUUCCCACUGUUGAGCAAAACAUGCUUGAGAACGGUGCUACAUGCGACAGUGCGCACAAUACUUGGCGCUGGAAUAAGGGACAACAACAACGUCUUUCUAAAGGCGAACGUAUCCCAGUGCCACCAGAUACGCCUGAUCCAAAUGCACGAAGAUUGGACUAUAUCUUUGUUGGCGCUCCUUCGCCCUCAAGACAGGAUGUGAAUAGUACACUGCUACCGCCGAUGACGAAAACUGCCUGGUUCGUUGAUGAUGUACGAGUGGGCAUGACUGAACCGCAUCCAAGCCUGGGAUGCUCUCUAAGUGAUCACUUUUCUAUCGAAGCGUCGCUGUCUCGAAGGUUUGGGGUGGAGGUUCCGGAGUCAUUGCACACCAUUUCUUCACCGUCCUCGGAGAAGGCAUUCCAUAACUACUAUCCUCACUCAUAUCAGACCAUAUCGACCAGUUCCCGACCAGACUUCAUCUGUUCCAGGCCACAUCCUCCCUCAACAUCGCAACCACUCUCUUCACUGCCAAUCUCUAACCGCCUACCUAUCCAAACCUACACAUCUAUUCUUGGGCUCGUCUCUCAUUACAAUGCUCGAGAGCGGUUCCAAAGACACUUUCGCCUGACUCACUUUGGUGUUCAGCUUCUCAUUUCUAUUGGCUGUCUUGUGGCUGUGUGGUGGGUGCCACACAAUUACGUCGCUUUUAUCCUUAUGCUUAUGAGCACGCUGGGCCUUGCCGCAGGUGUUUUGGAUGGUUUAAUUGGAGGUUUAUUUGUCGGAUCAGAGUUGCGUGCAUUGAAAGAAUUUGAGUGGGAGGUGAGGAAUGCACAGAAGCUUGCACUGGAGUCGAAAUCACAAUCCAUGGAAUCAAAUGUUGGUAGAGCUGCACCAGCAACGGAGGCACAGCAAGAGCUACAGCAUCAAUCAUUUCUGAAUGCACUGUCAUUCUUGGACCAACUCCAUCAAACGAGGAAUGGAGCGGAGGUGCAGGAAGAAGACAGGUAUCAUUAUACUGAAUAUGAUGCGGGCGUUCCAAAUGAGAAAGACAUCGAAGAGGGAGCCACGGCGGCGGCGCCAGCGGCGCCGGAGGAACCACCCGCCCCCAUCGCAGGAGUUGGAACUGGCAUUGAAAUGGAGCGCUUAGGAAGGUAGGCUCGGACAGAUUGAUUUUCUCGACGGCUUUGCGGGAUUCUUGAUCUGCCAGCAGUUUAUAUCAGGUUUUCGGGUGUCAAAUGCAUACAGCCUUUGCAUGUAACAGAACAUAAUGCAUGAUGCAUACAUAGAUUUAGUAAUAAUUAUUAAUAGAAGUUUAUACGUUAAGAAGGC
This is a messenger RNA of Xylona heveae TC161, 2162 nucleotides long. RefSeq names its product DNase I-like protein. Lineage: Eukaryota; Fungi; Ascomycota; Xylonomycetes; Xylonales; Xylonaceae. The coding region runs from base 156 to 1988 and encodes 610 amino acids. Gene Ontology annotation, molecular function: sphingomyelin phosphodiesterase activity. Gene Ontology annotation, cellular component: cytoplasm. The record is from RefSeq and is a predicted model, not a curated record. The transcript is spliced from 2 exons.